Prorocentrum cordatum is the source of this 678-nucleotide messenger RNA. The record is from the annotation of a GenBank genome assembly. Lineage: Eukaryota; Dinophyceae; Prorocentrales; Prorocentraceae.
GUUGCGACGGCUGGCGCCAGCGCUGCUGCCGCCAAGGCUGCGGGUCUGGAGGGCCUGCAGCUGCAGCAGCGGCGCCGCGGCGCCGAGGCGGCCGGCGGCGGCGCCCGCGGCUGCGCCCUCUCGGCGAGCUCCGUGCGCUUCGCGCGGAACCACGACACGGUGCAGAACCCUGGCUCCUUCUACGGAUUGUCGCAGUCCUGCUCCCAGGCGAAGGCGGUGUGGGCGUGGCUGCUGGCGGUCCACGACGGCACGGUACUGGUGUACCCCGACGACCUCGAGGACCGCGGCAGCGGCGCGCUGCUGCGGCGCGCGCUGGCCUUCCGAGCGCGCUGUGGCGCCGCGGGGGCGGCGCAGAGCGAGGUUUGCUUGCGCUACGGCAAGGGCGGCGGCCCGCCGCGGCUGCUCUCCGUGGCCCUGCGCUGCUCGGGCGGCCGCCUGGUGGGGCUGUGCCUGCUCAGCCUGCUGCCCAAGUCCCGCCUGCGCAUUGCCGCCGCGCCCUGGGCGCCCAGGCCGGGCGAAGCGGCCACCUGGCCUCUGCUUGCAGAGGACGGCACGGCGGCGCUGCUGCGCGCGGCCGACGGGGCGUUGCUGGGCGCCGCGGGCGCCGCGAGCACCGUGGUACUGCAGCCCCUCGACGCUGCUUUCUUCUACGCUUCGGCGGCUACAAGUGGUACGUGA